GGCUUGCGCGCACCGCUAGCGCGUGUUGGAGCGUCGUUGUUUCGCCAGUUGAUCAUUUUUAAAAUUCCUGCUGAGGAUAAGUGUAGUAUGGUGAUUCAGUGAUAACAUUAUCGUUUAUUAGUUCACAUGGUACUGGCCAUACAGUGCCAGACUAGUUAGAAAACACAGUGCCGCCAAAAGAGUCGCUCCGGCUGUUGCCAUACGAAAACACGUUGAAUACGGGAUUAUUAUCGAUUUUGCAACAGCACAGUGACCUUGCAGUUUCACCGUGAUUUUCGUCGACGAUGCAGCCUGACCCCGAAAAGCACGGAGCUUUGCCUGAAAUCGAAAAACUGAAAGUCUAUCCAAUCCGCUGGUUUAUUUUGGCGAUUUUCGUUCUUUAUUCGACCUCAAACGCCUUGCAAUGGAUCCAAUACUCUAUUAUAGCCGACGUGAUUGUAAAUUAUUACGGGGUUUCGACGACGUGGGUUGACUGGACUUCCAUGCUUUACAUGAUUUUGUACAUCCCGUUCAUAUUCCCUGGAAGCUACCUCUUGGACAAACUGGGCUUGAGGGUGGCGAUUAUCAUCGGAAUGGUGGGCACCUGUGCCGGUGCUUGGAUAAAGGUGGCCUCCGUCGCACCUGACCGCUUCUGGGUGGGUUUUCUGGGUCAGGGCAUCGUGGCCUUAUCUCAAGUUUUCGUCCUAUCAGUACCAGCACGACUGGCCGCCGUCUGGUUCGGACCCACGCAAGUCUCGCUAGCUUGCAGCAUCGGAGUUUUCGGCAAUCAGCUAGGCAUUGCGCUGGGCUUUUUGAUCCCCCCGAUGAUUGUCAGUGGCGGGACACAGGAGCAAAUCACCCACGAUCUGUACGUGCUUUUCAUCGCUGUUGGAAUCUAUACUUCGGUUUUACUAAUUCUGAUAUUGAUUUUUUUCAAAAGCGAGCCGCCGACACCGCCGUCUUACGCCCAAGCCCAAGAACUCAAAAACGAGGAAAACGUUAAUUUUGUCCAAUCACUCAGGAGUUUGGUCUCGAAUCGCUCGUACAUGCUUUUGUUGGUUUCGUACGGCAUUAACACUGGGAUUUUUUACGCCAUUUCGACGCUCCUCAACCAAAUAAUCCUGCUGUAUUACCCGAAUAAUGGGGAAGAUGCCGGAAGGAUCGGCUUGGUGAUUGUUGUUGCCGGAAUGGUUGGAUCGGUUGUUUGUGGUUUUGUGUUGGACUGGUCCCACAAAUUCAAGGAAACCACUCUUGCCGUUUACGCUUUGUCUUUAGUGGGAAUGGUUGUGUACACUUUCACCCUCAAUGAAGGAAUCGGCGUUGUUUACUUCACUUCAGCGUUACUCGGUUUUUUUAUGACCGGCUUACUGCCCGUUGGGUUCGAAUUUGGGGCCGAGCUGACGUAUCCAGAGCCGGAAGGCACCUCAGCCGGACUUUUAAAUGCCUCAUGCCAAGUUUUUGGUAUCGCUUUCACGAGCAUUUAUUCAGUCAUUUUCAAUAACUUGAACGAUAUUUGGGCGAAUUCCAUUAUGUCCGUAAUGCUUCUCAUUGGUACAAUAAUGACAGCUUUAAUAAAGUCGGACCUGCGACGACAGGCCGCUCAAAACAAAUAAGUUUUUUAUAACACCAAGAAAAAUAUCUCAUGAUUUUACACAAAAUGUGAUAACAUAGUAAGUUAUACUUCCAUAGGCUUUAGUUUCUAGUGGAAACAAGAGUUUAGUUCGUAGGGAUUUUUAUACAACACACGAGACAAUAAGUAUUUGCUCUAAGAUUUUUUUCCAUUUUACGCAAGUUUUAAACACGUGCUAUCAUUAGAUUUUAUUACACACUCAUUUAGUCUAGUUUUAACGUCCUACGUAUUUUACUAAUGACACGUAUUUUGCAACACAAAUUUUAUCAUGAACGACUGUGAAUACGACAAUAUGUAUUUAUCAAAGAUUUCGCAUGUAUCGUGCAUUUAUUUUAUAAAAAAGCAACUUAUUGCCUAAAUAACUUUACCUUUUUAAAUAUAUUUUUAAAGAAUGAUGAUAUCAAGAAAUAAAAAGGGGUAGAAAUGUUUCCACCAAAUUGGAAAAACACAAAGUUUGAAAUUCAGAAAAAUGAACGUUCUAGUCUUUAGAUGUAAAUGUAUUAGGGGCGCUUAGGAGUUUUCCCAGUGUUGCGUAAAUAGUGGCACAUCUCUAAGAGAUUACCUAAAGUAUUUUUAACUAUAAAAUUGAGUUACGCCACUGUUUUACCGUGUUGCUCAACGAUUUGAAUUCAAAGUGUUAUGAUACUGGUGCUGCAUGGUAAAUUGUAGUGAUACUGAAGUAGCUUUAUAGUUGUUAGGACUAAAAUGUAUUUGUUGUGAACAUCAGAUAAAUAUAAUUGUUUGCUGUUGUAGGAAUAGAUGAUAUUUUUGGAAGCAUAUUGAAUGUAUUGUCGCACUUGUUAACAAUCGCAAUCGUGUAGUGUAUUUCUUGUUGCCUAACAGUCUCAUCAGAUUCUAAAAAUGUUUGGAUUCCGCAAAAGCGCGCAAACAAACGCUUUAAAUGUGAUACUUUUUUGGUUGAGAUUUAUCUCGCAGUUAAUGUUGUUAAAAGCAGAGCCAGUGAAAGUUUUAAAUAAAUGUUAGACGCCAACCUUGUUUAAACUGUACUCAAUUGGAAGAUCUUGACAAUAAAGUACACCUAUAUGGUAAUGUAUACGCUUUUGGAAGCGAA
Molecule: messenger RNA, 2681 nt
Organism: Tribolium castaneum (red flour beetle)
Lineage: Eukaryota; Metazoa; Arthropoda; Insecta; Coleoptera; Tenebrionidae
Gene: HisT
Product: Histamine transporter
Exons: 8
Coding region: 285-1592 (435 amino acids)
Biological process (GO): heme export; transmembrane transport
Cellular component (GO): membrane
Molecular function (GO): heme binding; heme transmembrane transporter activity
Source: RefSeq, a predicted model, not a curated record